Caenorhabditis elegans is the source of this 1628-nucleotide messenger RNA. It is a transcript of the gene math-34, whose product is annotated as MATH domain-containing protein. The coding region runs from base 16 to 1560 and encodes 514 amino acids. The record is from RefSeq and is marked reviewed. NCBI's taxonomy places the organism in Eukaryota, Metazoa, Nematoda, Chromadorea, Rhabditida, Rhabditidae. The transcript is spliced from 9 exons.
AGAGCUCCCGUAAAAAUGGCAGAUUUCCUUCUGCAACAUGAAUUUGAAUAUGUUGACGGCUUAGAAGAUAACGCUUCCUUGACAGGCAACUCCGAGAGCUUUGGAGACUUUAAAUGGACACUUGGCAUCACCCGUUCCGAGGACUCUUUGUGGCUUUCCUUGGAGUGCUCCAGCAAGAAAAACGUGGAGCAAGUGAAAACAAAUCUAAAACUCAUUUUAAUAUCUCUCAACGGAAAUCGCUGGGCAAAACAAUUCGAUGGCUCCUGCUUCAAGUUUGACAAGUCAGAAGUUGACAGAAAAAUCGAGCGAAUUGUUGGAUGGGAGUCCAUCGAGAAUGAUUUCCUGGUGGAUGGGAAGAUCAAGGUGCAGGCUCAUCUGGGGGGUCUGGAAGUUGAAGAGUCCGGAGUUGGCGAGUUUGAGAUGGAGAAUGUUUUUAAGAAUAUAGAGUUCAUGAGGCCAGGGGACGAAAUGUACAGCGAGAAGGGGUCACAUUUGAACUACUGGUGGAGGAUCCAUUUAAUGCGCAGGGAUGAUUAUAUUGGCGUCGGCAUAACCUGGAGACAAAAGUUCGGUCAAGAUUUCCGCAAACUUCGAGCAGAAAUUGAUCUGGUUAUAUCAUCGGAAAAUGGAAAUCGAUUCGCCAAAAAGUUGAAAGAUGCCGUGUUCGAGUCAAAAAUCUACGGACAGUACUGCAUUCAGGGGAAAGAGAUCUUUGACUGGGAGUCUGUUGGUGAUUUUCUUGUCGAUGGAGCAUUGAAGGUUGAAGCUCGUGUUAAUGUUAUCGAUUCCGUCCUCAUUCCAAAGCAGCAGACGUUGAAGGGCGAUAAGUUAGAAGAAAUUGAAGAUUUCGAAUCAAAACUGAAAGUGCUCGAUAACCUGAUAAAUGAGAACUCAGGAGCAGGAACACUAGAUGCUUCUGGAAUCAAUGAUGAUAAACCAGAAGAACUUGAGGAUUUCGAGUCAAAAUUAAGAAUCCCCGACAACUUGAUAAAUGAGAAUUCGAAAGCAGGAUCAAUAAUUGAUAUUGGAGUUAGAAGCAAAUUUGGUAGAUCUACCACAGUUCAAAAACGAAUUAAAGACUUGGAUACAAGGAAUAAAGAUCUGAGUUCUGACAUUGGAACGCUUGGUGAUGUUGUGAAGCAGCUGACACUGAUGAAUGAGAAGAUGGAGAAGGAGGCUGAUCAACGCGCGGAGGUUAACAUGGAACGUGAAUUGAAAUCGGCUCUAAAAUCGAAACAACAGCUGAAAAAUGACACUUUGAAAAGCCCUGCGAUCACUGACGAAAAUGUGAACACCAAGUUGAGAUCUGCCACCGAACAAGAAGACCUGAUAACUAUUUACCAGUGCGAGGAGUUUUUGACGUCGAAAUCCAAAAAAUCUACAAGUGAGAUGCUCCGAAUCGCAAUGGAGUUCAAUUUGGAUAAUUUGAAGAAUCACUGCUUAUCAAAUAUGACGACAUCUGAACAAAUCGCAGAGAUUGUCAGCGACUUGAAGCUCGGCGGAUUGGACAGGCCGUUGCUGGAGGCCUUGAUAACUAGAGCCUUGGAGUUGAAGUCAUAAUUUAUUGAUUUAUUUGAGAAAAUUCUCUUGUGAUUUAUCAUUACUUAUAUAUAAAAAAAUACAUGGGG